UGUUUCAUCAGAAUACAUAAUAUAUCAAUGGAGGAGGCAUUAAUGGGAAGAAAUCGAGGUCAAGCUCGAGGAAUUGCAGGUCUUCUAGCGAAAAUAGCUCUACCAAAAUCAUCAACAGCAGAUGUGCCUCCACAAACACCUCCUCAGAAUGUAGAACGUUCUGUGCGUGACACAGCAAAACUUCCAGGACCUUUUCAGGCUCAGCCUCCUCUGGAAGAACCCCUCAUCCCGGGGGGAGAAUCCACCUCAGGUUUGGGCAGAGGUGCCCUAAGAGGAAGACGAAUUCUUAUCCCUGAGAUUCUUAACACUCGUCCACAACACGUCGCCAGCAACAAAAGGGGAUCUUCUGGACAGGGAAUUCUCCUGGAGGCGAAUUAUUUCAAAGUAAUUGAAAAGCCGGAUUGGUGCCUGCAGCAGUACCGAGUCGAUUUCCACCCUGAGGAGACUAAUACUCAUAUUAAAAAAGGACUUGUGCGUCAAUGUUCCAAGCAGUUGGGGUCCUACAUUUUUGAUGGGACAGUGCUCUACACAACUCACAAUUUAACAGCUCAAGAGAAUUUGGAACUGACGGCAAUACGCCAACAGGACGCAGCAAAAAUCUGCAUCACCAUCAGAUCCGUUGGUGAACUUGUCAAGGGUGAUCCUCACUAUCUCCAAUUCUACAAUAUUUUGACCAGAAAGUGCCUGGAAUUGCUGAACCUCCAGCUGGUUGGAAGAAAUUAUUUCGAUGCAAACUCUAAAAUUGAAAUCAAAGAAUACAAACUCGAGUUGUGGCCUGGGUAUAUCACCUCGAUUCGUCAGCAUGAGUCUGAUAUUCUGAUGUGCGUCGAGAUAAAUCAUAAAGUAAUGAGACAGGAGACACUCCUCCACAUCCUGGAGAGAGUGAAAACAGAGAAUCCUUACGAUUACCAGAACGUCUUCAAGUCAGAAGUGAUUGGAGUCACAGUCUUAACUGGUUACAACAAUAACACUUAUCGUAUCGAUGACGUGGAUUUUAAUGAAAGUCCUAUGGGAACCUUCCAGAGCAAAGGGGAGACAAUUCGUUACAUGGAUUAUUAUAAAAAUAAAUACGGAAUUGUGAUCACAGUGAAAAAUCAGCCGCUCUUCGUCAGUCGAUCCUCAGCUCGUGAUCGUCGUGCUGGAAAGAACGAUAUUAUUUAUUUGGUUCCUGAAUUGUGCAGAGCCACAGGCCUCACUGACGAGAUGAGGAGUGACUUUCGUCUGAUGUCAGCCCUGGCCAUGCAUACCAGAGUAAAUCCUCACAGACGUAUCGACAAACUCUUGGCAUUCAAUCGUCGAAUGCUCGGUGAAACCACGAUUCAAGAGGAGUUCAACAACUGGAACUUGAAACUCGAUACUAAACUCGUGGAAGUUCACGCAAGAAAACUGCUCCCAGAGAAAUUGCACUUUGGUAAUGAUAGGCAAGUCGAAGUUGGAGGCAAUGGUGAUUGGACAAAAAGCAGCAAAGAUAAGGGCUUGUAUAUGACAAUGACAUUGAAGGACUGGGUCGUCGUGGUGCCAGAGAGACUUAUCCAGGAGGCUAAGAGCUUCAUAUCAAUUAUUCGAUCAGCCACGAACUUCCAAAUAAGUGAGCCCCAGUACUUCGAGAUUCGCAGGGAACGAUGUGAAUCGUACACCGAGUGCCUCGAGAGGAUCAUGAGCAAAGCCAACCCCCAGAUGAUCAUGUGCAUUCUCGCGAAAAAUCGCGCUGACACGUAUUCAGCAAUCAAGAAAAAACUCUGUAUUGAUCGUCCAGUCCCCAGCCAAGUCAUCACUGCUCGGUGUCUCAGAGCCAAGGAGAUUAUGUCCAUUGCCAUGAAAAUCGCCAUUCAGAUGAACUGCAAGAUCGGGGGAAUACCCUGGACCAUUCAUAUUCCUCUCAGUGGCCUGAUGGUCGUGGGGUACGAUGUGUGUCACGAUAUUAAUAAAAAAGGCAUAGACUUCGGUGCCCUGGUGGCUUCUUUGGAUAAAAAGCUGUCUCGAUAUUUCUCGACAGUCUCAGCCCACACAUCUGGAGAGGAACUCUGCGACCACUUGUCUGCCAGCAUGGCCAAGGCUCUCCAGAAGUACAGAGAGGCUAAUAAUGGUGCCUUGCCAUCUAGUAUCCUCGUGUACAGAGAUGGUGUCAGUGAGGGUCAAAUUCCAUUCGUGGUAGAGCACGAGGUGAUGAAGGUGAAGCAAGCAAUUUCAAAAUUCUACGGGCAGGUAAUGCCUGUCAAACUGGGGUACAUUGUUGUGACCAAGAAAAUUAACACAAGACUUUUCUACAAAGGAAGAAAUCCUGAGCCUGGGACAGUGGUAGAUAACGUCAUCACUAAUCCCCAGCAGUAUGAUUUUUUUAUGGUAUCACAGGGUGUCAAACAGGGAACUGUCAGCCCAACGUCCUAUAGUGUCAUUUAUGACAGUCUGUCUCUGAAUCCAGACAAGAUUCAGAUCCUCACUUACAAAAUGACUCACGUCUACUACAACUGCAGCACCACGAUGAGAGUCCCAGCACCUGUGCAAUUAGCACAUAAAUUAUCUUUUCUUGUGUCACAAUCUAUCCACACACCUCCAACCAACAACACUCUGGAGAGUCUUCUCUACUUCCUUUAAAUUAAUAAUGAUU
Molecule: messenger RNA, 2608 nt
Organism: Fopius arisanus
Lineage: Eukaryota; Metazoa; Arthropoda; Insecta; Hymenoptera; Braconidae
Product: protein aubergine-like
Exons: 7
Coding region: 28-2595 (855 amino acids)
Biological process (GO): regulatory ncRNA-mediated gene silencing
Cellular component (GO): P granule
Molecular function (GO): piRNA binding; RNA endonuclease activity; protein binding
Source: RefSeq, a predicted model, not a curated record